This is a messenger RNA of Lingula anatina, 878 nucleotides long. RefSeq lists its product as uncharacterized. NCBI's taxonomy places the organism in Eukaryota, Metazoa, Brachiopoda, Lingulata, Lingulida, Lingulidae. Gene Ontology annotation, cellular component: membrane. The record is from RefSeq and is a predicted model, not a curated record.
UCAACUUCCGGUUGACACGGAAAAAUAAUUUGCGUGCAGUGUUGAAGGAAUGAAGUAACUCAAAUAUGGACGUUAGUCUAGCAAAAUGAUGACGACUGCAGACGAUGCACAGACGCUUCUUCCACAGGCACAGACGACAGACCAGGCUGUGGUUAGUCCAGAUAGCGGAUGUGGGGUGACUGUAGUGACAAGAUCGCGCACCCCGAAAGACGGUCCAGUGGUGAGACUGACAGCAGCGUAUUUAACGUCAUUGAAUGGCUUAUUGAAGCUGGCACAGACGAUUGCCAGCCUGAUAGCCCUGAUCUGUCUAGUGAGCAGUGACAUAUACGGCAACUUUUUCUCUGAGCUUCCCCUGGCAUGGCACAUGUGUGUGUUUGUGUUCCUGUUUCUGUUCUCCUGUGUCACCAGUCUGGCGUGGAUCCUAGCCAACGUCACCUCAGUCAUACACAGGGUGGUAGGGUGGGACAUACAGCUCAUUGAAAUAACAAUAUACGGUGUAUAUACUUGUCUGUAUCUUAUUGGAUCAUCUUUGGUUGCAAAUAAUGUGGAUAUGUACAAAAAGAUGGAGCCACCUAUGCCAGUGAAGAUGACAAGCCCUAUGGUGGUAUCAGUGGUUCUGGGAUAUUUCUGCAUGUUUCUGUACGGAGGCACAUGUGUACGGACUUACAACCAAUGGAAAGGAUGGAGACAUGCAGACAGCAAUCAUGUUGGAAACGCUGCACAGAGAGAUCCAACUGUAGAUGGCACUGUCAGCGAUGACAUCUUUAUUUAAAUCCAUGUCUCAGUUUUGAACACGAUUUAUUUCCAAAUAUGUUUUGCUUUUUUUUCAUUCAGUGGAGGUUUUAAAAAUAUGAAUCUUUGUAUUUGUUAUGGAUAUU